AUGGGUUCGGGUCGCUCUUCGAAGAAAGCAGGGAAGGUGCCGGCCCCGCUCUCCACCAGCACCUCCAGAAAUACGAACGCAAGACACGAAUCCUUCGGCUCUACCUCUUCGGGCUCGACCUUUGAUUGGGCCAUGGAAAGAAGCAACACGGCAGAUAGUUGGAACAGUUCAACGGCCUUCAUCCGCCACGACUCGUCCUCGGCUAAAGCCGUUAAGCCGGUCUCACCAACCGCAAACGUCUACACUCAUUGCGGCCGCCACUCUGACCAGUGGUUGUUCGGUGGCACCUCGAUGUCGAGCAUGAUCAAGUCUGCCUGGAAGAAGGAAUAG
Neoarthrinium moseri is the source of this 330-nucleotide messenger RNA. RefSeq lists its product as uncharacterized. NCBI's taxonomy places the organism in Eukaryota, Fungi, Ascomycota, Sordariomycetes, Amphisphaeriales, Apiosporaceae. The record is from RefSeq and is a predicted model, not a curated record. The coding region runs from base 1 to 330 and encodes 109 amino acids. The transcript is spliced from 2 exons.